This is a messenger RNA of Pimephales promelas (fathead minnow), 2115 nucleotides long. RefSeq lists its product as uncharacterized. Gene Ontology annotation, cellular component: transcription regulator complex; PcG protein complex; chromatin. NCBI's taxonomy places the organism in Eukaryota, Metazoa, Chordata, Actinopteri, Cypriniformes, Leuciscidae. Gene Ontology annotation, molecular function: DNA-binding transcription factor activity, RNA polymerase II-specific; RNA polymerase II cis-regulatory region sequence-specific DNA binding. Gene Ontology annotation, biological process: regulation of transcription by RNA polymerase II. The record is from RefSeq and is a predicted model, not a curated record.
GCUCUUGCAUCUGUAGCGAUUCGGCUGAAGAAAGGUUUGGUUUCAGAAUUGUUCAAGUGUUUAACCCGAUAGAAACCGUUUAAUCAUCUUCAAAGUUUUACAAAUGCCGCCGAUUGAAUUAUUUGUUAUUAUAUAUAACAUUUCAUCGCUUUAUCUAACAUUUAUCAACGUUGUGUGAGCAAAGUAACAAAAAGAUUCAUGACGUUAAAGGAGCUGAGACGCGAGGAAAGGAAACGAGGAAACACAAAUUCUCCUCCGAAUCCCCGGACGAGAGUGAGGAACGGCUGGCGGAGGGACGCAGAAAACUUUUGAGGACAGAGUGUCCAAACACACAGGAAAACUCCUGAUCUGAGAUCCAUGUGACGCACUAUUAUAAAGAUGGCGUUUUUUAAAGAGGAGAGUGAAGACAUGAAGAUUGAUGAAACAUUCAGAGUCAAAAAUGAAGAGACUGAGGUACAAACAAAGAUGGUGUUUAUUAAAGAGGAGAAUAAAGACUUCAAGAUUGAAGAAACAUUCAGUGUGAAACGAGAAGAAACUGAGGAACACUCAAAGAUGGCGUUUAUUAAAGAGGAGCGUGAAGACUUCAAGAUUGAAGAAACAUUUAGUGUGAAACGAGAAGAAACUGAGGAACACUCAAAGAUGGCGUUUAUUAAAGAGGAGCGUGAAGACUUCAAGAUUGAAGAAACAUUCAGUGUGAAACAAGAAGAAACUGAGACACACAUAAAGAUGGCGUUUAUUAAAGAGGAGAGUGAAGACACAAAGAUGGCGUUUAUUAAAGAGGAGCGUGAAGACUUCAAGAUUGAAGAAACAUUUAGUGUGAAACGAGAAGAAACUGAGGAACACUCAAAGAUGGCGUUUAUUAAAGAGGAGCGUGAAGACUUCAAGAUUGAAGAAACAUUCAGUGUGAAACAAGAAGAAACUGAGGAACAAACAGACCUGGUGCCGUUGAAAGAGGAGUGUCAAGAUCUGAAUGAAAUGAAAGAUCACUGUUAUACACGUCACAAUCUCAUAACUAAAGAAAAAUCUUUUAGUACCUCUCAGACUGAGAAAUCUUCCUCAGAAAAACGUGCUCAAAUGAACGGGACUAUGGGUAAUUUCAUCUGCCAUCUUUGUGAACUAAGAUUCAAUAAGCCUGGACAGCUUGAAGCCCACAUGAAAGUUCACACUGAGAGGAAGUUUUACCCCUGCCAAGAGUGUGGAUUCAUUUUCAACCAACAAGGAAACCUUAAAAGUCACAUGAGAGUUCACACUGGGGAGACCCCUUACACCUGCCAUUGGUGUAGAAAGACUUUCAAUCGAAAAGGAAACCUUAAAGUCCACAUGAGAAUUCACACUGGAGAGACCCCUUACACCUGCCAACAGUGUGGAAAGAGUUACGUUCAAAAAAAAAAUCUUGUAUACCACAUGAGAGUUCACGGUGGAGAGAAGACAUUGACAUGCCGCAGUGUGGAAAGAGUUUCACUCAAGACAGAAACCUUAAAGUCCACAUGAGGAUUCAUUCUGGGGAGAAGUAAAAUAAAGAAAAAUAAACAUUUGUACAUUUCUAAAGUUGUUUAAAUGUAAAAUGUCCUUGAUGUACGUUACUUUUUGUCCAAACGCAAGUAUGCCAGACCAACUUUUCAUUCUAAUACACUCAUGACAUCACGUUACACAUAUAACUCGUUACUAAGGGUGUCACGAUUUUGAUUUUUAAAUCGAAAUCCAUUGAAAUUAAUUCACAAUCUUGAACUUCAAAUUAAAAAGUGGAUUCGUCGAUGCUGCCACGGCCCCAUGUCACGUCCGUUCGGUUUGCCAAGCGGAAAAAAACACGUGUGUAGAAGUGCUAUGCUCCUCUAACUUGGCUACAGCCAUUCAAAAGAGAGCAUGGCAACUGCAGAUGCAGGAGACCCGUCGACAGAACUUGAACCCCCUCUUUCAUUGAAGUCACAGGCAAAGUUUUUUGGAUUUCCAGUGAGUUAUGUUGACAACGUUCACGCUUAAAAGAAACCACAGUUUGCAUACAUCCCAAGUCUCGCGGAAUUUACGGGAGUCUCCCGCAUAUUGAUAGCGGCUUCCUGAUGCACGCAAAUUAGUUAAAAUCUCCCAGAAUCUAGAGUGAGCGAGCAAGAGCGCACG